AUGGUGCAACCGCAGCAACAGCAGCAGCAGCAGCAGCAACAGCAGCAACAGGCUCAGCAACAGCAACAGCAGCAGCCGCCGCUGCCGCAGCAGCAGCAGCAGCAGCAACAGGCUCAGCAGCAGCAACAGCCGCAGCAGCAGCAGCAACAGACUCAGCAGCAGCAACAGCCGCAGCAGCAGCAGCAGCAGCAGCCGCAGCAGCCGCCCCAGCAACAGCAGCAGCAGCAGCAGCAGCAGCAGGCACAGCAGUUUACUGUCGAGGGAUCUCAGGCUUCCUCUUCCGUUCCUGUAAUGAACGGUGUGACUGUAAUGCCGCAGCAACAGCAGCAGCAGCAAGGCAUGGCGCAGCAGGGCAUGGCACAGCAGGGCAUGGCGCAGCAAGGCAUGGCGCAGGCACAGGGCAUUGGUCCGCCUCAGAUGGUGGCUCAGCUUCAGGCGAUGGUGCAGGGGCAGGGCACAGGGCAGCAAGGGAUGCCCCACCCUCAGAUGCAUCACGGAAUAAUGCAACAGGGCAUGGCGCAACAGGGUAUGGCGCAACAGGGUAUGGCGCAACAGGGUAUGGCGCAGCAUGGGAUGGCGCAACAAGGCAUGCCGCAACAAGGCAUGGUGCAACAAGGAAUGAUGCAACAGGGGUUUGCGCAACAAGGCAUGGUGCAACAGCAAGGCAUGGUGCAACAAGGGAUGAUGCAGCAAGGCAUGCCGCAACAAGGAAUGACGCAGCAAGGGAUGGUGCAACAGCAAGGCAUGGCGCUGCAGGGGAUGAUACAGCAAGGCUUGGCGCAACAAGGCAUGGCGCAACAAGGCAUGGCGCAACAAGGCAUGGCGCAACAAGGCAUGGCGCAACAGGGGAUGGCGCAACAGGGGUUGGCGCAACAAGGCAUGGCGCAACAAGGCAUGGCGCAACAAGGCAUGGCGCAACAGGGGUUGGCGCAACAAGGCAUGGCGCAACAAGGCAUGGCGCAACAGGGGAUGGCGCAACAGGGGAUGGCGCAACAGGGUAUGGCGCAACAAGGGAUGGCGCAACAGGGGUUGGUGCAGCAGCAGGCUCCACAGCAGUCGAUGUUUGGCUUCCAAGGAGGGCCAUCCGCCUUCCUGCCACACAACGGACAAGCCUACCAGCAACAGAUGCAACAAGUGCAGCAGAUGCAGCCGAUGCAGCAGGUGCCCUCUUUCCAGCAAGGCCAUCAGAUGCAACAAGGCCCGGUACCGAUGCAACAAGGCCCGGUACCGAUGCAACAAGGCUCGGUACCAAUGCUACAAGGCCCGGUGCCUAUGCAACAAGGCUCGGUGUCCAUGCAACAAGGACCGAUACUGAUGCAGCAAGGCUCUGUAUCGAUGCAACAAGGCCCGGUGCCCAUGCAACCUUCACCUGGAGCGCCCAUGCAAGCAGGCCUGCCAAUGCCCCCGCACCCGCCGUUUCCUGCUACUCCUGCCAUGCCUAUGACUGUGCAAGUGGUUUCAGCUUCCCUCCCUGCGGCCAUGCAGCAACACCACCACCAGCAGCAGCAGCCGCCCGGUCAUGUACCUGGACACAACAGCAUGCCUGGUACGCAGCAGACUCUCGUCUUUCUGAUUGGAGACUCAGCUACUCUUUCUUGGUCCACAACGUUGUUGCGUAUCCUCCUCCCUCCAUCACGCACUUGCUUUCUCGCUCUCUCUUUCAUCCCCCCGCUCUCCUCUCUCCCCUCACCUUCAUUCACAAUGAUGCAGAGGCAGGAGCAUCCAUUCCCCCGCCACCGCCCUGUCACCCUUCCAUCCCGUUUUCCCGCUCUUUUCUGCCUCUCUCUCUCUCUCAACUUCAUUCUGUCGAUUUCGGAUCGUGGGCGCCCUUCACAGCGACUUCGGGUCAUGGGCGCCCUUCACAGUGACGCAGUGGCAGGAGCUGGAGCAGCAGGCGCUCGUCUUCAAGUAUCUCGUGGCAGGCUGUUCAGACAUCUCAUAAGUCCCCUUCUUCCCUCUCUACCUGCAGGCGACUUCGGGUCAUGGGCGCCCUUCACAGUGACGCAGUGGCAGGAGCUGGAGCAGCAGGCGCUUGUCUUCAAGUACCUUGUUGCAGGCGCGCCCGUUCCCCCCCACCUCGUUGCCGCGCUCAGAGCCUCCUGCGCGCGCCUGCCCCCCUUGGCGGCACUUCAGCAGCCCCCUGCUGCCCCCGGCGGCCAACCGGGGUGGGGGCAGGUAACGCAGCAGGUUGAGCUGGAGCCGUUCAGAUGCCGACGAACGGACGGCAAGAAAUGGCGAUGCUCCAGAGAGGUGGUACCGGAUCAGAAGUACUGUGAGCGCCACAUGCAUCGCGGGCGCAACCGCUCUCGCAAGACCCACGACCGCGCUGCUCCAGGCACCUCCCUCGUUGAUGCAAACGAUGCUGACGACGGCCCUCCUUCUGCUGCCGCUGGUGGCGCUGCUGGUGGCGCCGGUGGUGCUGGUGGUGGUGGCGGUGCUGCUGGUGCUGGUGCUGGUGGCGAUACCACUGGUGGCGAUGCAAGCAUGCCAAGAGCAGCAGGAGGUGCAACUGCAGGGGGUGCAGGAGGGGUAGGGGGAGGUGCAGGAACAGGGGUUGCGGGAGUGAAGGCAGGUGAUAUGACCCCAUCUAGUCUCAACACCACGGAUUUCACCACUUCCCAGAGAAAUACUCCUUUUCCCGGCAGUGCCACUUACCCUCCCAGUGCCACUUACCCUGCCACUGCAACUUACCCCGGCAGUGCCACUUACCCCGGCAGUGCCACCCACCCUGCUGUUGCCAUGUUCCGCCCAUCUGCAGAGGGAGCAGCAGUGCCAGCAGUGCUGCACGGGAACGCCCCGCCUCCGCUCACUCUUCCCCCUCCCGUGCAUGCAGUCGCUGUGCCUUCUGCAGGGCAGGGUGGGUCAGGGCAGGGAGGAGUAGGGAAUGGGGGGGUGGUGGCAGGGGGAGAGGGAAUGCAGCAGUUACAAGGAGCAGGUGAAUCAGUGGGAGGGGCCCAAGGGGGAAUUCAAGCAGGAGUGCAAGGAGGGGUUCUACAAGGAGGGGUGCAGCAAGGAAGGAUGGGAGGAGCAGCAGCAGCAAUGGGCCUUCAAAGAACGGGAGAGGGGCCACGAGGAGCGGGAGAGGGGACGAUCCCCAGCCAGUCUCCUGGUCUACACCCUGCAGCACCGCACCACCCACCCUUCCAGAUGCAAGAGUCGCAGCAGCAGCAGCAGCAGCAGCAGCAGGAACAGACCGGACCUGUGUCUGCCUCGAAUCUCGCACAGCAGCAGCAGCAACAGCAACAGCAGCAGCCGCAGCACCAACAGCAGCAGCAGCAGCAGCAGCACCAACAGCAGCAGCAGCAGCACCAACAGCAGCAACAGCAGCAGCACCAACAGCAGCAACAGCAGCAACAACAGCAACAACAACAGCAACAGCAGCAACAGCAGCAGCAACAACAGCAGCAGCAGCAGCAGCAACAGCAGCAACAGCACCAACAGCACCAACAAUACCAGCAACAGCAGCAACAUCAGGCAUCAAGUGCAGCAGCACCAGCCGCACCAGCCGCACCAGCAGCAGCUCAAGCGUCUCCACGGCUGGGCAGCACAGGAGGCAAUCAGCUGCUGCCAGGGCACUACCAAAUAGGAGGGCCCCGCCUGCACCCCUCCCCUCUCAUGGGGCCGUGUGCCCCCCUCCGUGCCUCCACACCCACACACGGCCCUGCACUCCUCCACACAUCGACGCCUGUACCCUCCCCUCUUCACGUGCCAAGAGAAGCAACAGCAGCCCCGCGCUCUCCUUCCCUGCAAGUUUCCAAACACCCACAUGCCCUUCCGUCUCCCUCUCCUUCCUCCGCCCCCUCUCCCUCGUUACAUGCUCUCAAGCCAGCUGCCUCGCCUCUCCUCCAAGUGUCGAGGCUCGGAGUCCCCCCAUACCAGCAGCAGUCGGUAGGGCCAGCAGGGUUGCAGUCCCAUCAGGCAGCAAGGGUCCAGCAGGCGGCUUCCUCUGACCAAGUGUCGAGGCUCGGAGCCUCCCCAUUCCCGCAGCAGGCUGUAAGGGCAGCAGGAUCGCCUUUCCAGCAGGCACCAAGGUUCCAGCAGGCGGCUUUCUCCGAUCAGAGACCUGCCUCUCCUGCCCUGCAUGCGCUCACGCAAGGGCCCUCCCAGUCCUUUCGGCCGGUCCAGCCAGCAGCGUCGCCCGCGCUACAGCCGUUGGUGCGUUCAACCAUGGAGAUGGCUCAAAAUUCGCCUGUGCUACAACCGGCUGUCACUCCGAUGCGGCAAUCUCGAGGUAUUGCUUCCACUGGUGGGGCCGAGGGCGGGGAUGGUGCCGGUGCUGGUGCUGGUGCUGGUGCUGGUGCUGUGAAUGGGGUCGGGACCAGAGGCAGCAGUGGUGUUGCGAGCUAUGGUAACGCCCAUAGCAGCACGUAUGGAGCUGCUGUGAGCGCGAGUGUUGGGAGAGCAGAGGGCAGGGAUGGUGGAAGAGUCCCAUAG
Molecule: messenger RNA, 4434 nt
Organism: Closterium sp. Naga37s-1
Lineage: Eukaryota; Viridiplantae; Streptophyta; Zygnematophyceae; Desmidiales; Closteriaceae
Source: the annotation of a GenBank genome assembly